AUGGCGGGUAAGCAACGACCGGCAAGCGGGGAAGGGCAACGGAAGGAGGACAUUGAAGGAGGAGGGGAAGGAGCACCGAGUGCUGUACCGCAAGGGCCCAAAGGGCACGCUUCAUUUGCCAAACUAUAUUUUCUCCUCUCUCCGCCCUCACUCCCGUUGCCCAUGGUACAGUUGAAGGAAGAGGGCAAGGAGCACCGCGUGCUGUACCGCAAGGGCCCGGAGGGCACGCCGCUGCACGAGAUCUGCCUCGAAGGGAUCAUCAACGGCCCUCUUGACACCUUGCUGGCGGUGGUGUGGGAAGUCCCGUUCUUCAAGGACUGGUGGCCACAGUUCAGCGUGCCGCCCUUCAAGGUGCUAGAGUCCAAAUUCGCCCACCGCAUCGCACCGGGCCUAGAGCUCAGCUACCUGCAGUUCAGGUCGCCAUGGCCCUUCGCCACGCGAGAGCUGCUCUUUUUUGCCUUCAUGGUUCACGACACUGCCACGGGCCUCUUUGUUGCCUCCGUGCUCUCGCCACCUGACGACAUAUCACACAUGGACCCCGAGACAGCAGCCCUGCACCCAUCCGCCAUCCCCGCUGUGGCGCCGGGCUGUGUGCGCAUGACUGUGGGCGGCGGCUUUGCAGGCCAGGACCUGGGGGGCGGCCGCUGCUACUUCCGUGGUGCAUGCACGCUGGAUAUGAAAUUCGACCUCAUGCCCCCAUGGCUCAUCAAUUUCGUUGCCAGGCAGCUAGCAGGCUCUGGUUACCACCUGCUCUGCCACGAAGUGGACACCAUCGUUAAAGCCACGGCCGCUGCUGCUGCUGCUGGUGUGAAGAAGUGUGACAAGAAGAAGGGGCGCGGGGCGUUUCAGCAGCUUCUGGCCUCCGAUCCCGUCUAUGCGGGUCUGAGGAAAGCGAUGGAGGAGUAUAGACGGGCUCCGUUACCCAAUCCUUUUCGUCUGGACCUCUUCCUUCGGCUCGGCACGGAGGUCUGGAAGCUGGAGAGGGCAUGGCGAGCUUGCUUCGGGAGUCCUCCUCUGUACGUUCGGGGCCACUUCCUAGCAUCCGAACCGUCACUGGCAGCACCACCAGCAGCGGCAGCUAUGGUAUCAUUGCUAACCUUCGGGCAGGUGAAAUUCCAGAUAUGCUGA
Molecule: messenger RNA, 1128 nt
Organism: Closterium sp. Naga37s-1
Lineage: Eukaryota; Viridiplantae; Streptophyta; Zygnematophyceae; Desmidiales; Closteriaceae
Source: the annotation of a GenBank genome assembly